This is a messenger RNA of Linum trigynum, 4026 nucleotides long. Lineage: Eukaryota; Viridiplantae; Streptophyta; Magnoliopsida; Malpighiales; Linaceae. The record is from the annotation of a GenBank genome assembly.
UUCUUGGGCAUGAGUUAAUGCAUUAUCUCAAAAUAAAAAGGCAGGGUAAGAAGGGGUACAUGGCUCUAAAGGUUGACAUGGAAAAGGCCUAUGAUAGAGUCGAAUGGCCCUUCCUUCUGGCAGUUUUGGAUAAGAUGGGCUUUAAUUCUGUCUGGCAAGGAUUGGUACAUGAAUGUCUUAGAUCCGCUACUUUUUCGGUUCUGAUGAAUGGUACCUUCGAGUUUUUUUGGCUCCUCUCGGGGACUCAGACAGGGAGAUCCGUUGUCGCCUCUCCUGUUUGUGCUUUGCACGGAGGGGUUUGCGGCCCUUCUUCGGAAGGCGAUCUCGGUAAAGAAGUUGUAGGGGGUGAAGGUGGCGCCGCGUGCUCCUAGGAUCUCGCAUCUGUUUUUCGCGGAUGAUUCCUAUCUAUUCCUGCGAGGUUCCCUUCAGGAGUGUGAGAAUUUAAUUAUGGUGCUCAAUGAGUAUGAGGAGCUGAGUGGGCAGCGGGUUAACCUGGAAAAGUCGGCAGUCUGCUUUCGCAAAAAUAUUGCCUUGGCUGAUCAGGAGUUUUUGGCUACGAUUCUUGGGGUCGGUGCAGUAGGGGUUCAUGAUAAGUACUUGGGGCUACCCACUUUGAUUGCCCGAUACAAAAUGGCGACAUUCAGGUAUCUAGAGGAGAAACUACUGGCGCGUCUGCAGUGGUGGAAACAGAAAACUUUAUCCUGGGCGGCUAAGGAGACUUUAAUUAAAUCAAUUGCUUUGGCCUUGCCCCUGUAUGUUAUGUCAUGUUUCCGGUUGCCCCUCUCCCUUUGUCGUUUGUUGGAUAAACAUGUGGCCCGUUUCUGGUGGAGAGUUGAGGAUGGUCACCCCAAGAUUCGGUGGGUGUCCUGGCGGAACCUUUGCAGGAGCAAGCAUGACGGGGGUUUAGGUUUUCGCAGGUUUGAACAUUUUAACCAGGCUCUCUUAGCAAAGAUUGGCUAGCGUAUUCUCCAUGAGCCGCACUCCCUCCUGGUUCAGGUGUAUAAAGGGAAGUACUUUCCUCAAGGAUCUUUUCUGUCUGCUACUGCCCGGUCUAGGCCUUCUUGGGGUUGGCAGAGUAUCCUGUUUGGGCGUCAGCUUUUAGAGGCAGGUUUAAGAUGGCAGAUAGGCAAUGACCUCUCGGCCUCCCUUGUACAUUCUAAAUGGAUUCCUGGCUUCAGCUGGAUUCCCCUUGCUAUAAUCCCCGCAUCCUGCCAAAUGGGGGGGGAUCCCUUGGUGGCUGAGGUUAUUUGUCAAGGGGAAGGGCGUUGGGAUGAGAAUAAGCUUUGUCAAUGGUUUGACCCUUCUGUCUGUCGGGCCGUUAAGGCUAUCCCACUUCCGAGGCGGAAUGUGGAUGAUAAACUUAUCUGGCAUAACACUGCUGAUGGGGUGUUCUCGGUUAAGAUGGCAUAUCAUCUGACAGUUGAGCUUGACAGGAGGAGGGGUGGGUGGCGGGAAUCGGUGAGUUAGAUGGAUAGGAAAAGCUGGAUCCGGUUGUGGGAAGCUAAGAUCCCUCCAAAGCUUAAAGUCUUUGUCUGGCAAAUUUUGAAUUGGGCCCUGCCAACCACAGAGGCGCUCAUUGAAAAGAAGGUUCCUGUGCUGCCUCGGUGUCCGGUUUGUUGGGAGGGUCCCGAGACGAUGGAGCACUUGUUUCUCUACUUCCCGGUUGCGCGGGCCCUCUAGGACUACUCGGGGUUGGAUUAUUUAUGGGAGGCUUUGCCUCAACACACAUUUCCACUGUUUCUAAAGCGGAUGCUUGCCCUUGUCCAUGAUCCGUCGCUGUUUAUGACGGUGGUUGCCAUCCUCUGGCGGAUCUGGCGAUCGCGAAUCUGGGUUGUCUUUGAAGGCAAACAGUUUGGGAUUCCGGCUUUAAUGCGCCAGCAAUAUGAGGAGUGGGUGGGUCUGCCGGUUGACCAGCAACCAAGGAUGUCUUUCCAGGUGAUCCAGCCUGGGACCCGCGUGGAUGACUCUCGGUUGGUUUGCAUGUGGGACGGGGCAACUAGGAGGGGGUCACACUCGGCUGGUGGGAUGGUUCUUUGUGGUUAGAGAAGGACGGUCCUUCGGGCUAAAGGUGUGCAAUUUACACGAAUUGAUGAGCCGAUGGUGGUGGAGCUGCUAGUGCUGCAUGAGGCUAUCACUUGGUGUUUAGUGUGGGGUUUGUCCGAUGUUCGGUUCGAAGGGGAUGCGAAGGUCAUUAUUGACAAGAUUAAUGAAGCCGAUUCGCGCGACAAUCACUUGGGGGCAGUCCUGGAAAAAAUUUGUCAAUAUUUUGCUGCCCAUCCGGGGUUUAGUGUGCAGUUUGUAGGUCGGGAUAACAAUAGAGUAGCUCAUUCGGUAGCUAGAAAAGCCCUCUCUUUGCACCCGAAUGGGAAUCGCUUGUUUGAUUUCAGAGCCUGGCUGCUUUCCAGGAUGUAACUAUCUUUUUGAUUGGAUUAAUAUAUGAUAUCUUUUGACAAAAAAAAAAAGGUACGCGAAGUGUAAACUGAAUGGAGUUCCAUUCCACAAAUAAUUAAGAAACUUUAAUGAAUUGUCUCGGCGUUGCUGAAAUGGUAUUCAGUUACCCAAAGGCAAAAUAAUUUUACCAGACCAGCUGAAAAUAAUUAAAGACAUUGUUCUAGGGAUCGACUAUGACCGUAACUUCAUAAGAGUUUCCACCAAGCAAGUUCCGAAGGGCGACAUAGUCACCAUUGACAUCUACAUGACUUACUAUAGAUGCAACAAUCCUUUGUAAGUAUAGCGAUGGGAAAACGACCUCAACAUCAUUGAUGUUAUCCUCAAUUGUACUCUGGAUGCAGCUCACCAGGAUGUCCUCAAAUCCGUGAUACGUCCAAAGAAGAGGUAGGAAGUACCCGGGUGUAAUAAAAGAAACGGAUUUUAGAAAAAAAAAUGCAAAAAAAAAAAAACAGAAUGUAGAAUGAUGAAUAACAAAUAUCAUGUGUUAAUAACCUGAUUUUCACCAUCCAACUGCAGCAAAAUAAGUUUUAUGGUAUCAGUAACGUCACACAUAGCAAUGACUUCCUCAUAUUUCAGAUUUGCAAUGAAACCAUGAUCGUGGUAAAUAUGCCUAUAUAUUACACCGCUAGCAAUGAAUGUGAGUAGGAAAAAGAAGCGGAAUAAACUGCAAUGUUAUGGGUUGAUUGCAUAAACACCACUUACUGGUUCCAUUGAGGUACAAACAUCCAUGGUGAAUGCAAUUGCGUCGCCGAUUCCCGUAUGAAUUUGCGAGUUUGCAAGUAACUUUGGUUUUUUUUUUGUAGCAGUACAAGAAUGAUUGAUUUAUGUUAUUGUAAUCGGCACAACACGCAAGGCAACUAAACUGGUUGCACGUUAUGCGGUGGCGGCAUGAGAUGGGAGAAUAUGGGUACGAAUUUGAGUUGCGGUUUUGAAUUUGACAGGAGAAGAAUUAUGCUUCCGAGGAGGUUACCGCCUGAUGUAGUGGUAUGUCGUAGUGUGUUUUGUUGUUGAAUCCUAUUAGGUAUCCUGUUGAACAUAAAAUGGAAAUAUCUUUGACUUUCCCAGACAUAAUGUAGAGGAUUUUCCAAGAAUGUAGCUCAUUUGAUAUGACACAGAAGGACUACUAACAGUAAGUGCAUGAAGAUUAGCCUUUGAAGUAUCUGAAUGAAAGUUAAUUUAUAGAACUGAACGCAAUUGGAAGCAAAGAAAGCGGAAGAUCAAGAAGACGGAAGUUGACUGCAACCUUGAGGACAAGGUCGCUUUCAAGGAGGGUGGAAUGUUAGAGAGAUAUAUUAGUAUAAUAAUAAUAAUUAAUGAUGUUAGGGUUGGCGGCUAACCUAGGUCGAUUAGGUUAGGACUAGUUCAUUAGGGUUUUGGGUUUAUUUCCUAUAUAUAUGUACUUUGGGUUUACGUCAGAAUCAGUCAAGAAUAAUAUUACAGAACAACUAUGUCGUCAUGGUAUUUGUAAUGGUAACCGGUUUUUGGUUUGGUUUUUGAAAAGAGACGGGACGUUUCACAAUAUGUCGUCAUGGUAUUUGUAAUGCCAUCGGCAACAAAUGAAUAAAACAAUAUAUU